AUGGCGUCGAUACCGAUUAUUGUGAAGCACGCCGGCAAACGUCACGAAGUCGAGCUCGACCCUACCUCCAACGGCGAGACAUUGAAGUACCAGCUGUUUUCUUUGACGGGCGUGGAGCCAGACCGACAAAAGGUGCUCGUCAAGGGCGGCCAGCUGAAGGAUGACACCCCGUUGUCGUCGCUCAACGCCAAGCCAGGGCAGAUCUUCAUGAUGAUGGGUACCCCGUCGGGUGGCCAAGGAUCUGCCGAUCUCGGUCGGCCGAAGGAGGCAGUCAAGUUCCUCGAGGACAUGACUGCUGCGGAAGUGGCACAACAAGAGGGUGCUAUACCUGCUGGUCUGCAGAAUUUGGGAAACACCUGCUACCUGAACUCCACUCUCCAAACCCUGCGCAGUGUUCCUGAGCUGCAGGAGGAGCUUCAGAAGUAUCAACCGGGCAAUGCCUCUGGUCAGUCAGGUAUUUCCGACCUCAGCAGCUUCGGUCUCGGCGCCUUGGAUGGCUCCAGGGAUAUGGCUGCAGCUCUUCGGGACCUGUUCAAGCAGAUGUCCGAGACCCAAGAGGGCAUCCCUCCACUGAUGUUCUUGAAUGCUCUUCGCACGGUUUUCCCCCAGUUUGCCCAGCGUGACCGCAACGGACAUGGCUAUGCGCAGCAGGACGCCGAAGAGGCAUGGUCCCAAAUCCUGAACCAACUGCGAACCAAAUUGACCAUCAGUGAUGGAAACGGAGAUGCCGCCACUCGAACUUCAUUCGUCGAGAAAUAUAUGGCCGGCCGGUUUGAUUCCGUUACCGAGUGUGACGAACCUGGGGCGAAGGAUGCGGGCGAGGAGCCGAGCAAGGGUUCCGACGUGUUUUUCAAGCUGGAUUGCCACAUCGGAAAGGAAACCAACCACCUUCAGGAUGGUAUUAUGGAAGGCUUGGAGGAGAAGAUCGAGAAGCAGUCCCCUACGCUGAACCGCAACGCCUUAUACACGAAGCGGUCCCGCAUUUCUCGACUGCCGAAGUACCUGACGGUGCACUUCGUUCGUUUCUUCUGGAAGCGCGAGACUCAGAAGAAGGCCAAGAUUAUGCGAAAGGUCACCUUCCCUGCUGAACUUGACGUGGUAGAGUUCUGUACCGAGGAGCUUCGGAAGCAGCUCGUGCCCGUCCGUGACAAGGUCCGCGAAAUUCGGAAGGACGAGGUUGACAUCGAGCGUUCUCGCAAGCGUCAGAAGCUGAACAUUCAACAGGAGGAAGAACAUAAGAAAGAAGAGAAAGAAACUGGAGGCGGCAUGGAGCCGAUGCAGAAGAAGCAAAAAGCCACUGAAGAGAAGGGCAAGACCGGUGAUAAGGACGGCGAUACUGCAAUGGAGGAGAACUUCAAGACCGACGUGGAGUACGAGGCAGAGAAGAUGGAAGCCGUCCGGGUCGCCAAGCAGGAGCUAUACGACCUGCUUAAGCAGAAUGGCCCCGCCAACGGCACCAACCAGUCUGGAUUGUACGAACUUCGCGGCGUCAUUACCCACCAGGGCGCGAGUGCCGACAGUGGUCACUACACGGCCUAUGUCAAGCAACCGGAGCGGAAGUCCAAUGAUGCCCAGACUGGUGGCAAGCGCCGCGAGGGGGAAGGCAAGUGGUGGUGGUUCAACGACGACAAGGUGACCGAAGUGGAAGCCGAGAAGAUCGAGACCCUUUCGGGUGGUGGAGAGUCCCACUCUGCUCUGAUCCUGCUUUAUCGGGCCAUUGAGCUGCCUACAUUGGAUUGA
This is a messenger RNA of Penicillium cinerascens, 1740 nucleotides long. Its product is annotated as ubiquitin-specific protease UBP6. The transcript has 3 exons. Gene Ontology annotation, biological process: proteasome-mediated ubiquitin-dependent protein catabolic process; protein deubiquitination; regulation of proteasomal protein catabolic process. Gene Ontology annotation, molecular function: protein binding; cysteine-type deubiquitinase activity; proteasome binding. The record is from RefSeq and is a predicted model, not a curated record. Bases 1 to 1740 code for a protein of 579 amino acids. NCBI's taxonomy places the organism in Eukaryota, Fungi, Ascomycota, Eurotiomycetes, Eurotiales, Aspergillaceae.